Helianthus annuus (common sunflower) is the source of this 2378-nucleotide messenger RNA. RefSeq lists its product as uncharacterized. Gene Ontology annotation, molecular function: nucleic acid binding; zinc ion binding. Lineage: Eukaryota; Viridiplantae; Streptophyta; Magnoliopsida; Asterales; Asteraceae. The transcript has 7 exons. The record is from RefSeq and is a predicted model, not a curated record. The coding region runs from base 874 to 2091 and encodes 405 amino acids.
AGCUAUCACAUUUUCUGGUUUUUUUAUUAUAUAGGAAGGUUCAGCUUUUCAUGGCGGGCAAACCAAAUCCCAAAUCUCAUUUUAAAUUUCAAAUUUCAACUCACCAAAAGACAAAAGACCACUACACACCACGACUCAAAUUCUCAAAACCAGUCAUUCCGAAUCUCCUUUAUGUGCUCAACUUCUAGAGCGAGAAACUUCUAGAGAGAGAAACCGAUGGACGAGAAGUUGAUACAGCGGUUGGAAUCCGCCGUAGCACGGCUGGAAUCACUAUCUCUUCCUUCACAAUCAUGAUCUAUCGACGUUAAUGCGGUUGCCGAUUCCACGGAUCCAUCGAUCAUCGCAUUUGAAGAUCUUUUGACGGAAUUCGUCGGCAAGGUGUUGACUGCUGCCAUGAAAUCGAGAUUCGUGAUACUGAUCUUGAGUUCUGGAAAUCUUUGUUUCUUCCUGUUGCAUUGGCACAUACAAUUGGUCAUGUAGCAGCAACUGUAAGCAUGUCUAAGGUUGCAGUUUCUUUCACUCACAUAAUCAAAAGCGGUGAACCUGCUUUUAGUGUUUUGGUUUCAAGGUUUAUUUUAGGUGAAACAUUCCCAACAUCGGUUUACUUGUCUCUUUUACCGAUCAUCGGUGGUUGUGGUCUCGCCGCCCUUACUGAGCUCAACUUCAACAUGAUUGGCAAUUUCAUAACUUGAACACUGUUUUAUGGGGGCUAUGAUAUCCAGUUUGGCAUUUGUGUUUAGGAACAUAUUUUCUAAAAGUGAGAAGGCAUUAGAGAUGCUGGUGUAUGCUCAUGAGACGCAACAUGAAAAAAAUCAUAAGGCGUGAAAGAAGAAGGUACAAGCACUAAGCAAGCGGAAGGAGCACAAGAUCGAGAUGGCUGAUGCAAGAAAUAUCAAUGAUGAUAACAAUGAUGCGGUUAGACAAGAAGCAUUCGAAAACAGAGUCACGGAAGUAGCGGAAGGGGUUAUGCAAGCCAAUCUACCUCGGUUAGCUCAAGAAGUAGAAAGCCGAGUUCUGGGGGUUGUGGAUGCUAUGAUGACGAGUAGGUUCGAAGAGUUGAAAGAAUUAAUCGAAGGAUCCAAGAGUAGAGGUAAGGAACGAAGGUGCACUUACAAGGAUUUUAUGGCUUGUCAUCCGACGACGUAUGACGGUAAAAUAGAUCCUAUUGAAUGUCAAAGAUGGAUCUCGAAUAUAGAGGCGGUCUUUAUACGGAGCCGGUGUGAUAAGGAGGAUCAAGUGAUGUUCGCUACCGGUUUACUAACCCAUCAAGCGAAGGAUUGGUGGGAUGCUCACAGCAAGGAGGUAGGCGAAGACAGACUGCAAGCUAUGACUUGGCAAGAGUUCAAGGGGCCCUUCAUGAGAUAUCAUUGCCCUCAGUCGGCGAUCGACAAGAUUCAGGAGGAUUUCUUACGCCUCCGGCAGAAAAACGAAUCAGUGAAUGAAAUAGCAAACAAUUUUAUGGAUAAGAUGAAGUUCUGUGGAGAAUUGGUAACAACCGAGAGAAUGAAGAUAAGUCGCUUCUAUGGUGUGUUAAAAGCAGAAGUUAGAGAGUUCAUCACUCCCUCGAAAUGCGAAACUCUUGAAGAGCUCAUUGAUUUAGCACGGGAUAGAGAGAUCGAAAUUAAAAGGCAAGAGGAGCGAGGUGAAAAGAGGCCGAGUGAAAAGGGUGCAAGUUUUAGUCCAUCCAAAAAGGGGAAGUUUCAGGAUCAAGGAAGAAAGGGUAAGUCGAAGGGUGGGAUUACACCAUGCAAGACAUGUGGGAAGCUCCAUACCGGAGAGUGUUUGCUAGGUAAGAAGGGGUGCUUUAAAUGUGGUAAGGAGGGGCAUUCGUCCUAUCAAUGCCCGGAUAACCCAAAGACUUGUUUCAACUGUUUCGAAAAAGGGCAUAUCAAGUCGGAAUGUCCAAAGCUUCAACAAGGGUCAAAGAAAGAAGAUAAGAAGCAAGAGGGUUCCAGGACAAAGGGGAGAAUGUAUCAGAUCACGUCUGAAGAAGCCAAGUCCCAACCAAAUGUGGUUUCAGGCGUGAAAGAAGAAGGUACAAGCACUAAGCAAGCGGAAGGAGCACAAGAUCGAGGUAAAGCACCUCUAUAGGCGAUUUGGAGUUACGGGACGAGCACAUGUUCAAGCCUUAAAAUACCAAACGCUUCCGCAACUCAUAUGCAAACUUUUGGGUCUUUGUUUUGCCACUUUGUAGACUUUGUUGAAGUGUUUUAGAUUUAAAAACUUGUUACUUUUGUUGGAAUGGUUUUUAUGUAAAUUGGGUCGUAGGUAAAUGUUGUAUGUUAUGUAAAAACAGGGAGUAUGUCCGUUUUACAAACGGGUCAUGCCCAAUUUUUGUAAAAAUUCCCUUAAGCGUCAAAGUGGUAUUUCAAUUCUCC